UUGGGGUAACGCAUUACAGGUAUUUUACCCACCACUUUUGAGCUUUAUUAUGGAAACCAGAUGUGGAGAAGCAGUGCCCUUGCUGGGAGUGAAUGAGAUGCCGUGUCGAGGCUAGAGGCAGCGGUGGACUGUUCCCGAGUCAGUGGAAAGCCCCUCUAGAUGAGCCAGUCACAGCCACCCAGCUGCACGGUAAAGGAAUAAGGAUUUAAUAUGUCAACAGAGGCCGAGCUCCAGCCUGCUGCCAGACCCAGCGUCAGAAAGGAUUCCAAGAAGAGAGGGCAGGACCGCAGUGAAGCAGCUCUGAUAAAGCGUUUUAAGGGGGAUGGGGUUCGCUACAAGGCCAAACUCAUCGGGAUAGAUGAGGUCACCGCCGCAAGAGGAGACAAACUCUGUCAGGACUCAAUGAUGAAACUCAAGGGAAUCGCAGCCUCUGCACGGUCUAAAGGAGAACACAAACAGAAAGUUUUUCUCACUGUGUCCUUUGGAGGGAUCAAGAUCUUCGAUGAGAAGUCGGGGGUUCUUCAGCACCACCAUGCAGUUCAUGAGAUUUCCUACAUUGCAAAGGAUAUCACGGACCACCGAGCCUUUGGUUAUGUAUGUGGGAAAGAGGGAAACCAUCGGUUUGUGGCCAUCAAAACUGCUCAGUCUGCUGAGCCUGUGAUCCUUGACCUCCGUGACCUUUUCCAGUUGAUUUAUGAGAUUAAACAGAGGGAGGAAAUCGAGAAGAAAGCUCAGAAGGACAAGCAAUGCGAACAAGCUGUUUAUCAGACCAUUUUGGAGGAAGAUGUGGAGGAUCCCGUGUAUCAGUACAUUGUAUUUGAGGCGGGACACGAGCCCAUCCGUGACCAAUCAGAGGAGAGCAUAUAUCAGGUCCCUACCAGCCAACAAAAGGAGGGAGUUUAUGACGUCCCAAAACGACAUCCAAACAAACGUAACGAACAGAUCGAUCUCUUGGAUCUAGACACUGACCUGUUGCUGGUCUCCCAGAAUAUCAACCAGUUAGAGCUUUUCGGAGACAUGUCCACUCCUCCUGAUAUCACGUCCCCCUCGACCCCAGCAUCUCCGGCUAAUACUCUGGACCCCACGCUGGCCCACCAGACUCCAUCUGAACUGUUCACCCCCUUCAACCCUGCCUCUGUACCCUCAGGUUAUGUGACGAUGGGAGCCGUGCCGCCCGCGUGGGCGCAGCAACAGUUUGCCGCUCAGGCUCCAUUAGCGUUUGGCGUCCAGUCCCCGGUGCCCGUUGCGCAGGUUUUACCGGGCGCUCAGCCUCUGAUCUGGGGUCAAGCCAACCUUUUCCCUGCCACCCAGCAACAGUGGGCCGCAAUGGCAGGGGCUCACUUUUCGCCUGCCGCUUUCAUGCCUGCCCAGACAGUAGGGCCACUUCCUGCUGCCAUGUUUCAGACACUGGCUCCUAUGCCGGUGCCCGCGUCCUGUGAGACGCCUUCGGCGGCCAUGGGCGGAGCCGUGGCGGGAACCUCGGGCUCCACGGCCUCCAGUCCACAGCACGGAGAGCGCACGCUGCAGAGACAGGCUAAGAUGAGCAAGGAGAUGUUUAAGGACUUCCAGAUGGCAAAGCCACCAACCAUGCCUGCCAGGAAGAGCGAGCAGCCUAGCCUGUCCUGCACCACAGACGCUUUCUCCAGCUACUUCAGCAGAGUGGGAAUGGCGCAAGACACGGACGACUGUGACGACUUCGACAUCUCGCAGAUGAACCUCACGCCUGUCACCUCCACCACGCCCUCCACCAACUCACCACCCACCCCGGCCCCCCGGCAGAGUUCUCCAUCAAAGUCCUCAUCCCACGCCAGUGACCCGCCCACCGAUGACUCUUUUGGUGAGGCAGAGGGCAGCCCUAGUCGAAGCGGGGAGGAGGAUGCUGCUGGAGACUCCCAGCAGUCUCCGGGUGCGAGUGAGCCUCAAGCAGAGCCUGAGAGCUCAGAGACGGACAGUCCUCAGGGGAAGGACCCUCUUUAUGCCCAGAUCAACAAGGGGAAAGUGAAGGAUCAUGGGAACUCUGCACAGACGUGAUCAGCGCUGGGGGGAGCAGGAGACCAAAACACUGGAGAUCAACUCUCUGCCCUGUGUGUGUGGUGUGUGUGUGUGUGGUGUGUGUGUGUUUGUAUGAGCGCGGUCACUCCAGCCUCAAUGGUCCACUUCUCCAAGCAGCCAUCUCUCUAGAGCCGCCCCGUCCCCCUCACGACUUCCUCCGUUACUCCCUCCGCAAGGAUCGAGAGGGACAGACUCUCUCCAUACCACUUUGUUUCUUUCUCACUGUGUUUUCUGCACAUGACAGCAGGGCAUUGUGGGUGAUUUCAACCUUACAACACCCCUCAUAGCCUUAUGAGCCCAGCUCUGCAGCUUCAUUCAUGCUCUUCGUCCUACUUCCAGUUUCCGCUCGUCUGACUCUCUUUAGAGACCGCAUUACGGGAAACUCUCGAGAGGUGCCUGUCGGACCCCCGAUCAUGCAUCCGACCCGCCGUAAUCCAUCACAGAGCGGAUCCAUCUGUGACUUACGCGAAUCAUCCUUUUGGGUUUGUUUGGUUUUUAUUCCUCGCCCACGUAUUUGAGAUUCUGCUGCUAGAAAGCUAUGCAGAGCUAAAAAAAUAACAACAACUCACUUUCUGUCUCGGAUGGAGAACAGACACGAGGAGCGACUUUUGCCAAAUCUCAAGAUUUAGGAGCAGCUGAAUCUGACUGGGGGACUCGAGGGUACGAACAUUGCAAAAACAUGUGAUCGAACUGUUCCUUCUCUAUAGCUUUUGUACAAUACUAAUGAGAAAAAACAAAAACACACAAUGUUGAAAUGGAUUUUUAUUUUAUAAGUCAAGUGGAGCCCUUGAAGUCAACUUUAGAUGUGUUUUAGGGGUAAACAUGGCUUUAAAAUCUGAUCGUUGGUUUGCCAAACUCAUUUUGUAAAUAAUAAUAAUAAUUAUUAUUAUUGAUAAUAAUGACGACAAUGACGAUGACAAAUAAUAAUGAUGAUGAUAAUAAUGGUUCUGAUUAUAACAGUGUUCAUUCCAUCCUGUGGACUUCGGUGCCAUAAAAUAGGCUGGCCUUAGUGAUGCAAACUCCUCAUGAAACCCAAGCAAUAUUAAACAUGAUGUGUCCCAAACUCCCAAGCAGUUUACGUUGCUUUCUCAGUCUUUUGAUUUCAGCUGGAUGUGGAGACUGUCUUUUUAAGUGGCCUGAAACAAACCCCGAGAGACUGUUAUUAUGUAUUUUAAUGGCUGAAAGGGUCCAGUGGUAAAUAGACGGUGUCAUAUUUAUGUGAUUUCUUUUGGUUUGUUGUCAAGAUGAAGCUGGUAACUGUGAUAGAGGAAGACCAGAGCUUCUCUCAACGUGUAUGUCAAUGCAGCAAUCUCAAAUACGCAUGUACACAAAAACAUAUGCAUACAUGUUCAUGCAGACACACAUUCACAGACCUUAAAGUCAAUAGGACAUCAAAAUGGACUCUGUUUACUUUUUUAAUUCACCUUUCUGCACAUUUAUCAGUGUAUGUUAUUCCAAAGAGAAAAUGUCUUCUUCUUCUUUCAUCAAAGUGUUAAGCUUCCUUUUUGAGUAACAUAACCAAAACAGCAGAUAUAUUGACAUUAAUGCUGGUAAACUAGAUUUUAAAAAUAUUGUUACUAUUGGCUCCAAUCCGACUUUUUACAAUUCACUCAAUUCCUAAAGAGAAUUCAUGCCCCCUAUUUGUUGAAUAUUCUGUUUUACUCAGAAAUGUGUUGCAUUAAGACUAAAAAGGGUUGUGAAGGCUGUUUCAUGUUGACUUUAGGGCCGUCUGAUCACAUUAAAACACACCAGAAUAUCUGUCUGUAAUCCAACCUCCAAUCAGAGAAAAUCACCAUGAAUGGCAUCUGUUUUCAUUGCAUCUGAAAAGAUUAGAGCAUUCCAUUACUGUGACGACAACUUCCUCCUAUUUUAUGGCCAGAGUCCCAUUUUAAUUUCAAAUAAAAGCAGUUUUGGACCUUCAAGAUCUAAAUUUUGAGCGUUAAGAAGACGAGGGUGAAAAUCAAGGUGAAUGGGAGUCCUUACAAUUUCAGAACAUUUCUAUUUUGCCUUUACCUCAGCUAAUGGUUUGGUAAUGUAAAAGGACACAUUAUUUUUAUCUUGAUGAUAAUGACAUUCUACAGUGGAUUUUUAGAGCAUUUUUUCUUUUCUCUUGAUUUACGUAACUCACCAUGUAAUACUGUUACCAAUAAACACAUCCCAAAAUGUU
This is a messenger RNA of Ctenopharyngodon idella (grass carp), 4219 nucleotides long. It is a transcript of the gene dab1a, whose product is annotated as DAB adaptor protein 1a. Lineage: Eukaryota; Metazoa; Chordata; Actinopteri; Cypriniformes; Xenocyprididae. The record is from RefSeq and is a predicted model, not a curated record. Gene Ontology annotation, biological process: ventral spinal cord development; lateral motor column neuron migration.